Messenger RNA from Pelmatolapia mariae (spotted tilapia), 1048 nucleotides. RefSeq names its product CD209 antigen-like protein E. NCBI's taxonomy places the organism in Eukaryota, Metazoa, Chordata, Actinopteri, Cichliformes, Cichlidae. The record is from RefSeq and is a predicted model, not a curated record. The coding region runs from base 211 to 975 and encodes 254 amino acids. The transcript has 8 exons.
UUUUUUUUCAUUACUUGAUUUAAAGUUACCAGUUUUUACUGAAACAAUUCUUUCUGUUUUUCAUUCCUUAGUUUGAAGUUUUGGUGGGGCAAUGACCCAGACAAUUGGAAAGGGCGUAAUGGUGAACAUCCUGAUGGAGAGGACUGUGCGAGGAUGGGAGCAAAAGAGACUGUUGGAUUAAGUCUGAAGUCAGGAUCUUGAAGUUUCAGCAUGAUGAGCCGUCCGCAGAGCUUCAUAGAAGGUGAAGCUCCUGACUCUCAGCACGCAAAAUCAAACAGAGGGUCAAAGGUCACUGCAGAGAGAGUGGCACUGGUGGUUCUCUGUAUCCUGCUGGCAGCUGCUCUCAUCAUUAUUUGUUGCCUCUCGCUUGACAAAAUUAGAACGAACAAAGAGCUCGAAAACCUGAAACAUCACAAAAUGAAGUGUGAAAGUAAUCUGACAGAGACUCUCUCUAAGAUAAAACCAUGCAGCAUGGUGCAGCCGACCUUUCCAGUACCUAAAGUAAUAAAUGGUCCUUGUACUAAAUGUGUAGAAGGCUUCGAGCUACAUGGAGGAAAGUGCUAUUACUUCUCCAUCAGUAAAUCAUCCUGGAACAAGAGCAGAGAUGAGUGUGGAGCUAAAGGAGGAGACCUGGUUAAGAUAGACAGCAGAGAGGAGCAGACUUUCCUGGAGAGAAGACUGAGAGAUGUAAUGACUGAAGUUCAGGACAAGUUCUGGAUCGGACUGACAGACUCCGCAGUAGAGGGCAGAUGGGUGUGGGUGGACGGAUCAUCACUGGAUCAAAGUUUGGAGUUUUGGAGCAAAGGUGAGCCAGACAAUUGGAAAAGUGAACAUCCUGAUGGAGAGGACUGUGUGAGGAUGGGAGAAAAAGGCGGAGCUAAAGAUCUGAAGUGUUGGUUUGAUGCAGUUUGCUCAAAGCCUCACAGAAGUAUUUGUGAGGAAGCAGGAUCCGAUGGACAGUAUGUAUGUUUGUAACUUAAAUUGACAUAUGAAACACCAGAAUGAAGUGAUUCAAUUUUUUUAAAAGAAAUGUUGAAACAGAAAUAAA